AAACUAUGUGAACUCCUCGAUGGCCCGCGCACCCCACAAGUAUAGAAAGUGAGCGGAUUGCCUGUUCGUGAGCAUCUUGCACUCACACACACACGCGUGCUCUCUGCGCCUCCGCUCUUGAAAUCGUUUCGAUUUGUUGUUGGCCGCAGUGCUUGUUUUGCUUAUAUUAGCAAGUGUGGAGUGCAAACCAAGAACCAAUAGUCGCCGUAGCUUCGACGUGUCAGUUUCUAGUUCAGUUUAGUUCAGUUCAGCACAGUUGAUUGAUAUCAACAGCCAAAUCGCGAAGUAAAGCAGCCCCCGAACGCAGUAAGGAGAAGCAUACGAGCAAACACAGCAGAAUGGCGGAAAAAGUAAAUGUGUGCAUUGUGGGCUCCGGCAAUUGGGGUUCGGCCAUAGCCAAAAUCGUGGGCGCAAAUGCGGCCGCUCUGCCGGAAUUCGAGGAGCGGGUGACCAUGUUCGUCUACGAGGAGAUGAUUGAGGGCAAGAAGCUGACGGAGAUUAUCAACGAGACGCACGAGAACGUCAAGUACCUGAAAGGACACAAGCUGCCCCCGAAUGUGGUUGCCGUGCCCGACCUAGUUGAGGCCGCGAAGAACGCCGACAUCCUGAUCUUUGUGGUGCCCCAUCAGUUUAUCCCCAACUUCUGCAAACAGCUCCUGGGAAAAAUCAAGCCGAACGCCAUCGCUAUCUCCCUGAUCAAGGGCUUCGACAAAGCCGAGGGCGGUGGCAUUGAUCUGAUUUCCCAUAUUAUCACGCGUCACCUGAAGAUCCCAUGCGCCGUGUUGAUGGGCGCCAACCUGGCCAACGAGGUGGCUGAAGGAAACUUCUGCGAGACAACCAUCGGCUGCACGGACAAGAAGUACGGCAAGGUGCUGCGUGAUCUCUUCCAGGCUAACCACUUCCGCGUGGUGGUCGUUGACGACGCCGACGCCGUGGAGGUCUGCGGGGCCCUUAAGAACAUAGUGGCCUGCGGCGCGGGCUUCGUCGACGGACUAAAGCUGGGCGAUAACACAAAGGCAGCUGUCAUCCGGCUGGGUCUCAUGGAGAUGAUUCGCUUCGUGGACGUCUUCUACCCUGGAAGCAAGCUGUCCACCUUCUUCGAGAGCUGUGGCGUGGCAGAUCUGAUCACGACGUGUUACGGUGGACGAAAUCGCCGCGUCUCUGAGGCCUUUGUUACUUCCGGCAAAACUAUUGAGGAGCUGGAGAAGGAAAUGCUUAAUGGUCAGAAGCUGCAGGGCCCGCCUACUGCCGAGGAGGUGAACUAUAUGCUGAAGAACAAGGGUCUAGAGGACAAAUUCCCCCUGUUCACGGCCAUCCACAAAAUAUGCACAAAUCAGCUUAAGCCUAAAGAUUUAAUUGAUUGCAUACGCAAUCACCCUGAGCAUAUGCAAAAUUUGUAAAUCUGUAACGAAGCCGAGAACGUUUUUAAAAUUUAUAUGCACCACUGAGAGUAAAUGUAUUUUUUCAGCACAGCUCCAACUCAACGAAUCUUUCGAGUCCAUUAACUAACCAGUUAACUAUAAUGAUUGUGUAUAGGUUGAUGCAUUAGUUAGUUAGCUUAUUCUUUUUAAUCCGAAACCACGCAUAUCCAACGAACCACAGAAGAAAACUAACAACAAACACCAAAGUCUGCUUUAAUUUUAAAAUUUAGUUGUUUUUAAUCCUAACUAGCCAAGAGACAAGCGCAAGUACCUAAAAAGUAUAUUCUAAUUAUAUGGCCACGAGUAUUACAACGGUAAUCGAAGAAUCGUGUGGAAAGAAUCUUAGUCUAAUUUUAAUCGGACUGCGUAGUAACUAGAAUUAAUUGAAUACCAAAAGAUCGUUGCAAAAAUAAAAGCUGAGUAGUUUACUGGGUUGUUAA
Messenger RNA from Drosophila gunungcola (fruit fly), 1861 nucleotides. It is a transcript of the gene Gpdh1, whose product is annotated as glycerol-3-phosphate dehydrogenase [NAD(+)], cytoplasmic. Gene Ontology annotation, molecular function: glycerol-3-phosphate dehydrogenase [NAD(P)+] activity; protein homodimerization activity; NAD binding. The coding region runs from base 339 to 1400 and encodes 353 amino acids. Gene Ontology annotation, biological process: carbohydrate metabolic process; glycerol-3-phosphate catabolic process. The record is from RefSeq and is a predicted model, not a curated record. Gene Ontology annotation, cellular component: cytosol; glycerol-3-phosphate dehydrogenase (FAD) complex. Lineage: Eukaryota; Metazoa; Arthropoda; Insecta; Diptera; Drosophilidae. The transcript is spliced from 7 exons.